CUCUCUGGACACGCGUGUUGCAUGUUUGCAGUCGGCAUGGCUUCGUCAGCUAAGAGGAGAGCAGUAGGUUUGGGCGAAAACCCCGAGGAAAGUGAUAACAGCUCAGAUGAGGACCUGGAAGAUGAUGACGACUCCGGAGAGGAGGACAGCGAAGCAUCCGAGGAGGAGAUAAACGAGGAGGUCGUAGUGGACUUCGAAGCUCACGCCCUCACAGGCAGUGACUUCAACGGGAUAAAGAAGCUGUUGCAGCAGCUGUUCUUAAAAGCUCAUGUGAACACGUCGGAGAUGACAGACAUCAUCAUUCAACAGAAUCACAUCGGAAGCGUCAUUAAGCAAGCCGAAGUACCGGAGGACAGCGAUGACGAUGACCCAGAUGAGGUGUUUGGUUUCAUCACUAUGCUUAACCUUACAGAGAGAAAGGGCGUACAGUGUGUGGAGGAGGUGAAAGAGCUCAUCGUGGAGCAGUGUGAGAAAAACUGCGGCCACAGCGUGACCGAACAGCUAGAACUGAUCCUCAAUGACACCAGUAAACCUGUGGGGCUCCUGCUGAGUGAGCGCUUCAUCAACGUCCCGCCACAGAUCGCCCUCCCACUGCACACACAGCUACAGGGAGAAAUAGCUGAAGCUCAGAGGACAAAUAAGCCCAGUGGGAAGUGUCACUACUGCCUGUUGAUCAGCAAAACCUGCAAAGAAGCAUCUAAGACCAUCCCAGCCAGAGGAGGAGGAGCUCCUAAAGAGGAGUACAUGUUCAUCAACGCAGAGGAGGAAUUCUUCUAUGAGCAGGCCAUCCUCAAGUUCCACUACUCAGUCCAGGAGGAGGCGGACUCCUGUUUGAGCGGCAGGUGGUCCUUCGACGACGUUCCCAUGAAGCCGUUCAGGACAGUGAUGCUGGUUCCAACUGACAAAAUGCCCGCCAUCAUGGACAAACUCAAAGAAUACCUGACUGUGUGAAGGCUAUAAUAAAAAAAUAAUAAUAAUAAUAAGGUGUGUAUAUAAACUGAAGACCAGCGGGCUGAUGGAAAGACUUCGAAACCAGAGGGAAAACACUUUGAUACCAACAGUUACAGCAGAAACAUGACUUCUCCUGUGAUUUUUUUUUUUUUUUUUUAAGAUUUUUUUUUUAACAAAUAUAUGGCUCAAAAGAAAAUCACCAAUAUAAUCAUGUGAAUAUGAAUGACUUUGCCACGAAGAGUCCAUACGACGUAGAUUUGUAUUAUAUUAAGUUAAAACCAUUGAAGGUAGUUGGUAAAAACAUGCAAUCCUCUUAGAAUUUCCUCACGUUUUUCCAAGUCUGAUCAGCAUUUCAAACAUGAAAUAGUAAAUAAAUAUUUUAACACCAGCAGAUAACUU
Messenger RNA from Sphaeramia orbicularis (orbiculate cardinalfish), 1350 nucleotides. Its product is annotated as protein BCCIP homolog. The record is from RefSeq and is a predicted model, not a curated record. Gene Ontology annotation, cellular component: nucleus. NCBI's taxonomy places the organism in Eukaryota, Metazoa, Chordata, Actinopteri, Kurtiformes, Apogonidae. Bases 22 to 951 code for a protein of 309 amino acids. The transcript has 7 exons.